Molecule: messenger RNA, 981 nt
Organism: Ichthyophthirius multifiliis
Lineage: Eukaryota; Ciliophora; Oligohymenophorea; Hymenostomatida
Product: protein kinase domain protein
Exons: 9
Biological process (GO): protein phosphorylation
Molecular function (GO): protein kinase activity; ATP binding
Source: RefSeq, a predicted model, not a curated record
AUGAAGAAAAUAUCAAAUAAAAUUAAGAACCUUCAAACUAUUUUAAAUCCUCUAUAUUUCAAAUCUAAAUAUAAAAAAAAUGAAGAAAGAGUUGUUUAAGGAUAAGACUUAAUAGAUGGAAAAUUAAUAGCUAUAAAAACAGUAUUUAAAAAUGAAGAAAGUGGUAUUGAUAUUUUAUAAGAAUUAGUACCUGGAGGUUCUAUCGGAUUUUUACUUGAAUCUUUUCAUAAAUUUGAAAUUAAGCUAGCAAUAUAUUUUUUAAAAUAAAUCAUUUAAGCAUUAUAUAUUUUGCAUUCAAAUAAAAUUGUACAUGGAAAUUUAAAACCUAAUAAUAUUUUAGUUGAUAAUUAUGGAUAUAUUAAAUUAACAGAUAUCAAUAUAUUCAAAAAUAUAAAUUAUUUAAAAAGUUAUUGGAGUGCUCCUGAAGUAAUUAUUAUUUUAAAAUAUAUAUAUUAUAAUAAUGAAAAAAAUAAGCUUUUAAAUGAAGAUAAACUAUUAUUUUCUUCUGAUAUUUGGAGUGCAGGAAUAAUAUUUUUAUAAAUGAUAAAUGGAUAUCAUCCAUGGUAAUAAGGAAAGGAUUUUUUAACAAUUGAAACAAUAAAGAAGAAAUUUUAAAAUAAAGUCCCUUUUUAUUUACCUAAAAAUAUAAGUAAUGAAAUGGCAUUGUUUAUAAAUUUUAUGAUUUCUAAAAAUCCAGAUAGUAGAUUAUCUGCAUACGAAUUAUUAAAAUAAAGCUUCUUAAAUGAAGAAUUUUCUAGAAAUGAUAAUUAUUAAAAUUUAAACUUACUUAGAAGAUUAAUAGUAAUAAGAUACACAAUAAUAAUAAUAAAAACUUUAGAAAAAGCUUUAUCUAAAAAUAAUUUUUAUACUAAAAUCCCUAAAGAGUCGACCAGAAUAUUCGAGUUGUAAUUCAGAAGAUAAUAAUUAAUCUUAAAAUUCUUCAAGUUAGUUAAAGAUUUCUAAAUCUUAAUUGAUUUAUGA